AUGUCUGCUUCUUCUCAGCCGCCGGAGAACCCCAAGUCCGGGUCGAAGUGGGAUCUGAUCAAUCGAGGGUCCAGAACACCUUCACCACUGGGAACGCUGACCUUUGUUGGGCUGCGCCUCCUCGACAUACCCUGGCAAUAUCAUCUUUUGCACAAUGGAGCGGCUGAGCGAGCGAUCAGCGCUCUGCGUUUGCCGUACACGAGCUACGGGCCGCUUGCGACCACUGGCAUCGCGCUGCUGGACCGCAUCGACCUGCCGCUGCCCCGAUUGAUCCUCUUGGCGAUGGCUACUGGCUCGGCUGCUAAGCAGAUCUUCUGGCAGACGUGCCUUAGCUACGAAGAGUUUCCUCCGUCUGCGGCUGUCGCGGUCAGCGCAUACAACACCCUGCACAACUCGCUGAACUCGCUGCUUUUCGUAUGCGCGGCGACCUCCGUCCAAUCCUCGGCUCCGCAGAUCUCCAUGUUCGGCUCCGCGCUCCCCUUACCCCUGCUAGUCGGCACGCUAGCAUAUGCAGCUGGGAUCACCAUCGAAACGCUGUCCGAACUCCAGCGCUUGCAAUUCAAGCAAAACCCCGAGAACACGGGGAAAGUGUGCAAGACCGGUCUCUGGGGUUAUGCAAGGCACAUCAACUACUUUGGAUACGCGCUGUGGCGGGGAGGGUACUGCAUGGCUGCUUCAGGGUGGCUCGCCGGUCUGGCCAUGGGCAUUUUUCUGGGCUGGGACCUGGCCGCCCGGGCGACCACCAUCUUGGAUGAGUAUUGCACGAAAAAAUACGGCCAGCAGUGGGCACAGUUUCAGAAAGACGUGCCUUAUCGCAUCGUACCAGGAAUUUACUGA
Molecule: messenger RNA, 837 nt
Organism: Neoarthrinium moseri
Lineage: Eukaryota; Fungi; Ascomycota; Sordariomycetes; Amphisphaeriales; Apiosporaceae
Exons: 1
Coding region: 1-837 (278 amino acids)
Cellular component (GO): membrane
Source: RefSeq, a predicted model, not a curated record